This is a messenger RNA of Quercus robur (English oak), 1826 nucleotides long. RefSeq names its product caffeic acid 3-O-methyltransferase-like. The record is from RefSeq and is a predicted model, not a curated record. Gene Ontology annotation, biological process: methylation. Bases 175 to 1221 code for a protein of 348 amino acids. The transcript is spliced from 5 exons. NCBI's taxonomy places the organism in Eukaryota, Viridiplantae, Streptophyta, Magnoliopsida, Fagales, Fagaceae. Gene Ontology annotation, molecular function: protein dimerization activity; S-adenosylmethionine-dependent methyltransferase activity; O-methyltransferase activity.
UUAUAUCCUAUAUUUUAUCGUAAUCAUACCUAACUUAUACUUAGGCUUCUUAGAAAGUGAUAAAUAAUCACUCAGCAAUCAGCCUAGAAGAACUCUUUAAAUCUACACCACAAGACAAAUGUCAGCAAGACCUAUUUAAGAAGAGGGAAAAAAGAAAAGGAAAAGGAAGCAAACAUGUCUGGAACCAUAGAAAACCAAGUUGGUGAAGAGGAUGAGGCAUGCAUCCAAGCCAUGCUAAUCUCCACCACGCCAAUAUUUUGUUGGGUCCUAAAAGCAGCCACUGAUCUUGACUUGUUUGGGAUCAUUGCCAGAGCAGGCCCCACUGCUUGUAUGACAUCCAUAGAAAUUGCUUUGCAGCUUCCAACACAGGACUCAGAAGCGCCUUCUCGGUUGGAUCGUAUGCUGCGCCUUCUUGCUAGUCACUCCGUUUUGACAUGCUCUAUCCACACACUUGAAGAUGGUAGGGUUGAGAGACUCUAUGGACUCACACCAGCCUCUCAGUUCCUUUUUGAAAAAGAGGAUAGAGGGUCUGUGGCUUGUCUUUCAGCUUUCUAUUCACACCGAGCCGUUUACGAGGUUAGCAUGCAUAUGAAGGAUGCAAUCCUUGAAGGUGGGAAUCUAUUUAAGAAAGUCCAUGGAAUGCCCAUGUUUCAGUAUAUGGACGGGGAUCCAACUUUCAAGGAGAUGUUCUUCAAGAUAAUGGAUGAUCAUUCCACAAUGAUUAUGAAGAAAAUUCUUGAGGUAUACCAAGGAUUCAAGGGGCUAAAGUCAUUGGUUGAUGUUGGUGGUGGAAUUGGGAAAUGCAUGAAUAUGAUCAUUUCCAAGAACCCUACCACUAAAGGCAUUAACUUUGAUUUGCCACAUGUGAUACAAAAGGCACCAUCUUAUCCCGGUAUUGAGCAUGUCGGAGGAGAUAUGUUUCACAAUGUACCUAAAGGAGAUGCAAUUAUGAUUAAGUAUAUACUUCAUGAUUGGAGUGAUGAGGAUUGCAUGAAACUUUUGAGAAAUUGCUAUGAAGCGCUACCAAAUAAUGGGAAGGUAGUUAUUAUCGAGCUACUCAUGCAAGAAGCACCAGAUUCAAGUACGAGUUCUCAAUAUGUCUCUCGCCUUGACAAUGGCAUGUUGUUAUACCUUGAAGGGAAGGAGAGAACUGAGAAAGAAUUUGAGGCUCUGUGCAAGGGAUCUGGAUUUUCAAAGUUUAAGGAUAAUGAAAUUAAAUAAGUGGAUUUGUGCAAAGAAGAAAGAUAAUGGACUUUAAUUUUACAAGGGCCAUGAUGAAGUCAAGGAAGGCCAACCCAAUUAAAUUCAAGUCCAAUUGGGGCAAGGAAUCAAAGGAAAUUUACACCUAAUCCAAGUCCAAUUCGGAUUAGGAUUCCAGCUUGUACACCAGUUAGUAUUUGGAGCGUAACUUUUGGUGCAGAUGUCCAAUAGAGACGAUUCAAGUUGGGCUGGAAAGAUAACUUAAAGGGCUACAACUUUGUAAUUUACGAAAAGUCCUAAUUAUGAAGUUAAAUGGGCCAAAAACGUCAGUUAAGUGAAGCCUAAAAACCUGGGAUUUCCUCCAAACGGGAAUUCAACUUGUAAUAGGAUUUCUUGAUCUAUUUAAAGGCUCUUUAAGGCAAAAUUCAGGGGGAGUUGCUGUAGAACAUAAUUUAGGUUUUCUUAAAGUUUCUUUACAGUUUUUAGAGUUUUAUUAGUGUUAUGGCUUGCUAGAAGCCUUGUUAAGGCAAGGGGUGAAACCCAACCGUUUAUUGGUAUGUUUUUAACAAUUAUUUAUUGGUUUUAAAUGCUUAGUAUUCCCUGCGAACUAAUUCACUAGUUUUGUU